Aspergillus versicolor CBS 583.65 is the source of this 1812-nucleotide messenger RNA. RefSeq names its product RanGTP-binding protein. The coding region runs from base 1 to 1812 and encodes 603 amino acids. The record is from RefSeq and is a predicted model, not a curated record. Lineage: Eukaryota; Fungi; Ascomycota; Eurotiomycetes; Eurotiales; Aspergillaceae. Gene Ontology annotation, molecular function: GTPase regulator activity. Gene Ontology annotation, cellular component: nucleus; cytoplasm. The transcript has 5 exons.
AUGGACACAUUUUUAACCCGCCUGACGCAGCAGGCAAUGAACUAUGCGAUUCGCUCUGGUAUCGCUAUCACAGCUAGCUACGCAAUCCGCCAGUCAUCGAGAUUACUACAAGUCAUCUCGCCAGCAAUUGACAUGAUCGAGUUGAUUGCUGCACGUGGAAAUACAUCUCUAGAGUCUGCGGUUUCCCUCACUAAGUCCCUCCGACUGGAUAUCCAGUCACUAGGCCAGCGGCUAGCUACUGCGGCUCAAUCUGAAGAGCAGAUUCAGAAAGGGGGAAAGUCUCCUCGAGACUUUUCGAGAAGCAAAGAACUGAUCAUUCUUAUCAUCCAAGAUAUAAAGAGGCUUCUAGUUCGAAUCGAAGAUGCGGUCCCGCUUAUGAAUUUAGCUAUCACGACUUCAGGGGCGAAGCUGUCCACUAACCUUCCCUCAACAAUAUCGCCUUCCAGAUUGCUACAGGCGAGCACAUUUCUCACUGCCGGAGACACGCAGUACUCCAUUUCCCCAUCACAAGCAGUUCAAAUUGGCCCUACUUUCACCAUCUCAGUGUACAUGCUUUUUGCGAGUCAUCUACGUCCUCCCGACGAAGAAAGUAUUCGCGAAACGACAUGGAAGGAAGUCAUGCAUAAGGCCCGCUUGAAAUUACGGCGAGUCCCGAUGGAUAUGGCAAUCCUUCCAGAAAAUCGGCCGCCGAUGCUGCAACUUCCUGCAGAGGGGCGAGUCGAUGAAUAUGCCUAUCAAAUUUUGGUGGUAGAGGACCUAGAUGAUGGCAGGGUCCAUACAUUCAAUGAAAAUGAUCCUCAGCCUCAGAGUUAUGAAGAGAUCGACACUGCAGGGAUUCGUGACAUUAUACCCAUCCAUCAGAUCUCGAAAAUAUUUUACGCGGACACUGGCAAGAUUCUUAAUAUCAGCACCGAAGGCGAAGCAAAUAAUCCGGUCCUCUUGUUGAAGCGAGACGUGAAUGCCAUUCCACCGCGACGUAUGAUUGAACGAGAUAUGGCUGGCUCUGACGCUGCAAAUGAACCAAAUCUUGACGAAGUGGACGAAGUGCAGGCGCAAUUGGAUGCUCAGUUGAUCGGAUCCAGCUCAACCUCCCCAUGCCCUAGCUUCCAUGAAAACUCCAUCCCCGAGGAGUGGAGAUUGCCCAAAGGUCUUGAUCCGGAAUGGAUUGCCUUGGAGGUUUACAACGAGGAUGAUGAGUUAGAAACAGAGUCAGAUGAGGAAGACUCAAGGUCCCCCGACUCUAGGAAAAUGGCACAGCUCUCCAUAAACCCAGACAGCAAAUCUCCCCACACAUCCUCCCCGCAGCCAGAUAAGUCUCAAGGCACGAAUACAGUCUCAAACCCUCUCUUCAAUAAUAUCCGUACUUCUCUCUCACUCCUCGAAACACUUCUGCGCCUGACAUCCCUCCAACAAUUCCAACAACUAUCACAUUUAUCAAUCAGUGAUGAACUACUCAACUUCUUCUUAGAAGAGUCUGCAACCACCGGUGCCGGAGGAGACGAGCAAUAUCGCCAACGGCUCCGGGCUGAUGCAAGGCGAAGGGUAGGCUGGGACCCAUAUGAUGAAAGCCCAGUAAAGCGACGAGGCGAAGAGUAUCAAUCCACUGGAAUGCCGGAAGGUGCCUCAAUCGGGUACUCUCGAGAGACGAGCGAGGCCCCCUAUACACCCACGGAGAGGAUUCGGGGAUAUCAGCUUCGCUCGAGGGAGGGCACACCGGAAACUCCUUCACAAGUGAGACGGUCUGUUCCGAGAACGAGUGAUUUGAGGCCGAAUAAUGGAACGCGAGGCUCCCCAGUACGUACAGACGAGUAG